Numida meleagris (helmeted guineafowl) is the source of this 6119-nucleotide messenger RNA. RefSeq names its product suppressor of cytokine signaling 6 (gene SOCS6). The record is from RefSeq and is a predicted model, not a curated record. Bases 322 to 1926 code for a protein of 534 amino acids. Gene Ontology annotation, cellular component: phosphatidylinositol 3-kinase complex. NCBI's taxonomy places the organism in Eukaryota, Metazoa, Chordata, Aves, Galliformes, Numididae. The transcript has 2 exons. Gene Ontology annotation, molecular function: 1-phosphatidylinositol-3-kinase regulator activity. Gene Ontology annotation, biological process: intracellular signal transduction; phosphatidylinositol phosphate biosynthetic process; regulation of growth.
GAGCCGAAGCCGGGCCGGGCCCCGCAAGAGCAACAGCGACGCCAGCUCCUCCUCCUCCUCCGCCUCGGUGAGUCCACUCCACCGCCCGGAGAGGCUGCUCGCCGCCCAGUCCGGAUGCCGGCGCAGGCCGGGCCGCGCCGCCGAGGUGCCCGGAGAGAGGCCCGCGCCGCGAGCGGGACACCGCGGCCUCCGCUGGGAGAUGGCUCUUGAAGUUAAAUGAGGCUGGAUAAAACACAUAAAUGAAGCAGAAGCUGCUCUGCAUGUGUUAGGGCUAUAUCACCACAAGCACUGCUGAUCAGCCAGACUUGGUAACUUGUCAUAAUGAAGAAAAUUAGUCUCAAAACAAUUCGCAAGUCCUUUAACUUAAAUAAAAGUAAAGAUGAAAGUGACUUUGUAGUGGUUCAACAGCCAUCGUUAAGUGAAUUUGGAAAAGAUGACUCCCUUUUUGGCAGCUGCUAUGGUAAGGAUUUGGCUAGCUGUGAAGUCAAUAGCGAAGAUGAAAAAGGAGGCAAAAAUAGAUCAAAAAGUGAAAGCUUAAUGGGUACGUUAAAAAGGAGGCUUUCAGCAAAACAAAAGCAAAAAGGCAAAGGCAGCACACCAUCUGUAAGUUCUGCAGAUGAUGACACCUUUUCUUCAUCAUCUGCUCCAAUAACUUUCAAAGAUGUGCGAGCUCAAAGACCUCUGAGAUCCACUUCCCUCCGUAAUCAUCAUUACAGUCCAACUCCAUGGCCCCUUCGACCUACAAAUUCAGAAGAGACUUGCAUAAAAAUGGAAGUGAAAGUCAAGGCCUUGGUCCAUUCCUCUAAUCCAAGCCCAGCACUGAAUGGCGUUCGAAAGGACUUCCAUGACUUGCAGUCAGAUAACGUGUUCCAGGAACAAAACAAUGCAUUAAAAAAUACGGAAUCUCAGAAUGGGGACUUGCAUCUUCAUAUUGAUGAACAUGUGCCUGUAGUUAUUGGAUUAAUGCCUCAGGACUACAUUCAGUAUACUGUGCCUUUAGAUGAGGGAAUGUAUCCUUUGGAAGGAUCACGUAGUUACUGUCUGGAUAGUUCCUCACCCAUGGAAGUUUCAACUGUUUCUUCGCAAGUGGGGGGAAAUGCUUUCCAUGAAGAGGAGAGUCAAGUGGAUCAGGAUGUAGUAGUUGCACCAGAUAUCUUUGUGGACCAGGCGGUGAAUGGUUUGUUGAUUGGUACCACAGGAGUUGUGUUGCAAAGUCCAAGAGUUAAUCACAGUGAUGUCCCUCCACUUUCACCUUUGCUACCUCCAAUGCAGAAUAAUCAAAUCCAAAGGAACUUUAAUGGAUUGAAUGGCACAGAUGCCCAUGUGGCUGAAAGUAUGCGCUGCCAUUUGAAUUUUGAUCCUAACACUGCCCCUGGAGUUGGAAGAGUUUAUGAUUCUGUACAGAACAGUGGUCCUAUGGUUGUGACAAGUCUCACAGAAGAACUGAAAAAACUUGCAAAACAAGGAUGGUACUGGGGCCCCAUUACACGUUGGGAGGCAGAGGGAAAAUUAGCUAAUGUGCCUGAUGGCUCGUUUCUUGUUCGAGAUAGUUCUGAUGAUCGUUAUCUUUUAAGUUUGAGUUUUCGUUCCCAUGGAAAAACACUUCACACUAGAAUUGAACAUUCAAACGGUAGGUUUAGCUUUUACGAACAACCAGAUGUGGAGGGGCAUACGUCUAUAGUUGAUCUAAUUGAACAUUCGAUCAGGGACUCUGAAAAUGGAGCUUUCUGCUAUUCAAGAUCCCGAUUGCCUGGAUCUGCAACUUACCCAGUGAGACUAACGAAUCCAGUAUCUCGGUUUAUGCAGGUGCGUUCUUUGCAAUACCUGUGUCGUUUUGUAAUACGUCAGUACACCAGAAUAGACCUGAUUCAGAAACUGCCUUUGCCAAACAAAAUGAAGGAUUAUUUACAGGAAAAGCACUACUGAAAGCUUAUGGGAAUCUUGCAUCUUGCACUUUGGGAACAACAACAACAAAAAGAGAUUGAAUUACAGUUUACAGACUUUCAUUAUUAUCAAAACCUUUUGCUGCCAUAACAAUAUUUCAUUUCUGUGUGUAAAAGAAAGGUAAUGCAUUUGGAUUUAUGUUUGUUUUGGGGGGUUUUGUGUAUUUUUGGGGGCUCUUUUUUUUUUGUAAAGAAUGAUCUCAAGUUUAUUUUUAGAAGUGUGAAAUAGCUAUCUUUCAUCAAUGUGCAGAUUAAUCACAAUGUGAAUGAUCAAAUUCUCCUUAUUUUCCCCCAAGUCCUUUGCUGCUAUCCACUGUGAUUUUUAUGCAUUGAAAGCACAUUUCAUGUGUAUUCAACCAUAAGUUAAAAGUCAAAUGAAACUUGUUCAAUGGAUUUUUAUUCCGUUAAAAUAGCCUGAAAAAGAUGAUCAUGGUUAAAAACAUAUUGGUAUUCUAAAUUAAAGAAUUUACAUCUAUGUUAAAAAUGAUUUCCUAGUUUCCUAAUUAUAAAUUUCUAUAGAGAUAUGCCAUAAUGUGGAACUUAGCAGAGCUGUGUGAUAAAGACAUGCUUAUGCAGCAGAUAUCUUAAAAACAAAAAACAAAAAAACCAAACCCAAUAAAGAACAAAACACCUUUCUCUUAAGCCUUGUAUUGUCUGUACACUACUUUGUGUUUGAGAAAGUUGGUUCAGCUUUCUUAUUGUCUCAGUAUUUUGUUCUUCUAAAAAUGGCCUUUAAAAUAAGAAGUCUGCAAGAGUCAAUUCAUUAUACCUUUGAGGAAGUUGCAGUAUUGGGAUAACAUCAAAUAUCUUUAAAUGCCAUCAGUUAAAUAAGCGAACUCCUACCAGGUCCCCUCUUUCUGUUGUUCACCAUCUUACCUCCCUUUGGGCAAAAAAAUGCCCUGAAAUUAUAGGAAGACUCUAGGAAAUGCUUUUACUGAAAUACAAGUUGAUAAGCCAUUUCAGAGAUUGGGUAAAACUUCUAAUAGGAUAAUUUCUGCAAUUUUUAUUCAAAAUACUAGAAGUUCCAGCAUUUUCCAUUUUUCUGUAUUUUUUCACUUCUGAAAUGCAGUAAUACACUAAUGUUCUUUGGAUCAUUUAUUCCAUUUUGUUUAAUAUUCUUUGUGGAGAAAAAAUAGGACUAAAAUAUUUUGGAUGGAAGAUGCUUAAAAUGAAUCUCUAAAGCUCUAUUCAUGUAGGCCCUGAUAUUAUGGGGCGGAGAGGUUUGAAUAUAUAUUGACCACAGAAAAUGUUUCAGUUAACUGACAUGAAAUAUGCUUUGACAUAUGAAAUAUUGAACCAGUUAAGUAAAUGUUUAUUGUAUCUGUCAAAGAUUCCGGCAUUUGAAAAGCUUACAGUUAUUCUGACAUUCUAUAGGGAAUAAAGACUUUCAGUUGGGAAUACAGGUUCUACACUGUAAUAAUUCAUGCAAUGCUGAUCCAUGGCAUUUUUGUUUCCUUUCUUUUUUUUUUUCCCCUCCCCCUUCUUGCCCAUGAUUCUAUCCCUUUUAUGUUAAAGGGAUCAUGGCUAACUGACUUGGGAGGGAGGCUUACUCUGCUUCCCUCUGCCUCUAGAUUUUAGGAUUUUAGAAUGCCAUCUUCCCCUUCUCUGGUAGGAGUUGCUAGUCAGUAAACAUCAUUGUAGAAAGGGCUGUUUGUCUUUGAUGCAUCUUUCUUGUUUAGGUCAUUUUCUUCUUUUUGUUUUAUCUAGCCUUUUGUCCCCUGAAGUGAGUCAUUAGUAACGAAUACACUAUUGCUGCAAGGUGGUGUAAUAGCACUACAUCUUGGGUUGCCUGAAUUGAUAGACAAAAUUUAUAUUUUUUUAAUUUAUUUUUUGACCAUAAUGUUUAACAAAAAAGUAAAAAAAGAAAAACAAAGGUAGAUAAAUGCUGCCUUUGCUUUUAAGGGAGCAAGAGUAAGGGUUUCUUCUUUAGUCUGAUAAAAGUUUUAAAUUACAAAAAAAAAAAAAUCAGAGCUGUCUAUAUACAUAAUUUGUUUCUGCCAUUGAGAUACAUGUAUGCAAGUGUGAAUUCUGUUUUCUUUUUUUCCUCUACUGACAUCUCCCCAACCCUAACCCCUUGAAUCAGAAUCACUAACUUUAUUCAAAAAAGGCACAAUAACCUAUUGUAUGGUACAGUGUUCUGAUUCUGUCUGUGAGGAGGAAAAAGAAAAUCACUUUUAUAGAUUUCAGAUGCAUACAUCUUGGAGAAAAACCUCUGGCAUUUACUUCACUUUAAAAAUUCUUUCCCUGCGCAAGCUGGAGGGCCUAUGCAUUCUACAGAAUCUUUGAAAGAUUAUAGUAUAGUAAAUAUUUUCUUUGCCAUUUUAUACCACUAUUGAAUGCAUUAAAGUUAUACUACACCACAUGCGUUAAUUUAGCAGUUACUACAUUGAAAUCAAAAUAUUUGAAGCUAUAAUAUCCCAGUCUUAUUGCUGAAUUGAAAAACAUGUAAGAACAUGUGCCCAUGCCUUUUCAAAUUUGUUUGUUUGCUCAUACAUGUUGAUGCUUUUUGAAACUGUAGUUCAGCUGUCCAGUUCUUGAAUUGCCUCCCUUGCUAUAUUCUUUGUCUAAUCAGGUCAACUUACUGUUGUCAUUUUCCCCCUCCUAUAAAGCUUCCACAAAAGGAACACUUUGAAGUAGUGGAGGCCUAGGAUGUGGUGACCACAUAGCACUUUGUUUCUUGAUAAAAGUGGUGGUGAUAUUUCUACUGAGGUUGGAAUACUUGAAAUCAGUAGUAAGUAGACAAAAAAAAAAAAAAAAACCCAAACCCCCAAACUUAUUUUUAUGGGUAUUGUUAUUCAGAAUUUCUCAGUAUGUUUUAUGCUGAGGUAAUUGGCCAGCCAGGAGUAAGAAACCAGAAAAAACGCUUCGAAAACCUUAAAGGUAUUUACAACUUCUUAUAAUAAAUAUUAAUAUAGAAUAAACACAGUAACUUUGAGUGUUUUAAAUUGUCUCAUAAUUAAGAGUGACCACAAAAAUUGUGUUGUUGUCUACUUCAUAAAGUUUAGAGAAACAAUGUGUACUUGACAAACAAAAGGGAAAAUAACUGAAGAUAUUUUGAGGACCUUUAAAGUAGCUACACUAAGAAAAAGUUAACUAUUAUCUUUACAGAGCAGAAAAGUAACUAUUUAUUCAGCACAACAGUUUAAGGGUUCAAAAGAUAGGCCUUUUAUGCAACUGAAUUGUGGAACAAUGUUUUUCAAAAUGAAACUUUGAAAUAAAACUCCUUUUUUGAGCAUAUGAAGUGACUGAAAUUAUUGGUAACAUUUGUGUUUCACCAAUUAGAAGAGUAAAACAAUACCUUUUAUUUGAACAUAUAAUAUUUGCAGGUUUUUUUUUUAUAGGUCAGUCCUAUAAACAACUGAAAGCAAUCUGUAUUCUUUUAUCAAUUUGAAGGAUAUAGUGCUUAUCCUGCUCUUGACAUAGCGAAUGCUGUCUUUUGAUAAAAAUGUUUUUCUGCCAGGAGGAUCAGAAAUGCAAUUAUUAAUUAAACUCUUUGUUCACCAAUGAACUGACUUAACAUUUUGUUAAAGCCAAUUUUUUUCUAUGAAUAUUGGGUGCUGGGCUAAGUGAAAUCUGUGCAGUUUUUCUUGUGAUGCAUUUCAUCUAUGUGAAUACUGGAAUUACAAAUUUAAAACAGCAUACCAGCAAUAUAUGGGCUAUGAUUCUGUUGAGGAAGUAUUUCUCUGUUACUGUAUUUUCAAUUUCUGAGCUAAGCUAUGGAUGAAUUUCAUUUCUUUCAAUCUUUUUAUGACUGCAAAGAAUAAAAAUUAGAAGCAUUCUUUAUAAAUAAAAAAUGGACAAGGUGGUAGUUCAUAAUAUGGCAUUGAUGUGUCUGGAAACUCCUAAAUUCCACACAGAUAAUGAAAAACUCUUAAAGAUUUUCUAUGACUAUAUGUUGGGUUAAAGAAUUUUUAUAGUGAUGAUGGAGUGCCAUGAAGUUAAUACUUGCAAUCCAGAUUGCUGUAGUUUACACUUUUCUCUGUUUCAGACCUGGUGUGCACUAUUUGUACUAAGCACGCCUCAGAGUGAAUUAUCCAAAGUCCAUUGAUUUUAAUGUGUUUUGGUUUGUAAACAAAAUUAUAGUAAUUUCUUGCACAUUUUGGAGAAAUAAUUGUAUAAGGAUUUAUGUAUCUGCUUCUGGAUACAGUGUGUAAAUAAAAAUUUCAUUCACAAGAA